CACUCUACUCAGUGUCCGCGCAACCGUAAGCGAUCGUGCAAGUUUACAGUGAGUUUAUUACCGAGUUAACUCCAUUGUAUUACGCGGCCCAUCGUCUCGUGGAUCAUCGCGUCAGUGAAAAACCAAUGAUCGAACUGUUUUUCAAAGGAAUGUCUCCAUCAGUUCAUAUCAGUCAUUACUUUUAACUGUUUUCACUUACGCGCAAUCAAGUGUUUUAUUAUAAUUGAUACGGAUAUUUUUUAAGGAUAAAUGAUGAUAUUGAGAAAAAAAUAAGUUAUGGUACCUAAUGAAUAGCGUGCAAAAAAAAUAGUAAUUGCAGACAGUGAGUUGCAUCUCUCGAUACAAAGAUUGACUAAUUUCGAUGUGAAACAUAAAAUAAAAAGGAGUAAAUAGUAGUAGUGGGAUGAAAAACGACACGCGAGGCAAUCACGUAAGAAAGCAAUAGCCGGCUGGCGAUUCACGAUGUGAGUGGAUACGAGUGGAGAAAUAAACCGAGAAGUGAGCCAACUGCCGACCAAGUGGCUUGUCUGGAGUUCGGAGAUACGCGACUCGUAUUAAAACGUUAAUCUUUGCUCCACUACCGGUUAUAUAUACAUAUUUCUACUUGUUUUGUUUUAUCUCGUACUAACUAAAGGUGUAGUAUUUUUUGACACAGGCCCUGCCCUGAUAUUCUUCCACAACUUUAUCUUUAUUGCAUUUUCAAUGUAGUGUAUUUAUAUAUAUGGAAGACAUUACAUCUGCCAAGUGCAAUUUCGCGCCUGCAAAAAGGAUUAUUGCUUCUCUUUUUUUUUGUUUUAUUAUCAAAGGAGACUAGAUAAUCAGCAGAGAAUAUCGUAAAGAUAUCAGCAGAUUUAAGGAAGCAUCGACUGGGAAAAAAAGUUAUUGGGGAGAAAAAGAAGAUAAGGUGUCAGAGACGAUAAGGAAGGAUGCAGCCAUUGGAUUAUCCGGAAAAGAGUGUAUCGAGAUGUCGAGCUUGGCUAGAAGGAGGCAGACAAGUUUGCUCUUUGGCUCGAAACGCUGGUGGGCAACAGGAUGCUGGGCGACACGCGGCCAUCAAGAAGCUUAUUUGCGAAAGCUCUAUGGCAGAAAGAACACCGAGGCGAAUGUCAAUGCUGCCCUGGAUCUCCAAGAACCGGCAAGUUGGAUUACCUGCUCGUCCCCGUCUUCAAGACCACCCUUUGAUAAUCAUGACAAGCCAGGAUGUUACCUCGAAGACAUUAUAAGAGGCAAUGGAGUGGCAGGAGGCGAAGACUGUGCUGGUGCGAGUGAGGAAGUUGCUGGAGCUUCGUUGCUGGCCAGCCCGCGAGCCAGUCCCACAGAAAAAUGCGUUCAAUUUCUUACCGGUGCGCGUGUCUGCGUUCCGCACGAUUACUUAAGCGAUUCGGUCAAUCAUCAGCUACGGCAGAAUCCAAGACUCUCAAGGUGUACUGAAUUCAACGAAUAUAAUAUUGAUGGCGUUGUUAACUCCGGCUAUCAGGAUGAGAAGGUGUGCAGAAGUUGCAGAUGUCCGCGAGAGGACCAUCACCGAACGAGUGUCAAGACAGCGGACUCAUCGAUGGCAAUGGCAAUGGCAUUUCAAAGCAGCAGUACGUCAUCUCCCAGCGGCGGUACUAUUCCUCCUCAUCAAGAGCCGUUUAAGAGUCCGAUUGAAGCAGCACCUGUACUUCAAGACCCUCUUAUUCAUCACCAUCAAAGACUUUCUCAGAGCGACGAUGAUAGCGGCUGCGCACUCGAAGAAUACACAUGGGUACCACCAGGCCUCAGACCCGACCAGGUUCAUCUAUACUUUAGUUCACUACCUGAGGAAAAGAUUCCUUACGUUGGUAGUGCGGGGGAAAGAGAACGAGUGAAGCAGCUGCUACAACAGUUGCCGCCUCAUGACAACGAGGCGAGGUACUGCAGUGGUCUUAGCGAAGAGGAAAAACGAGAGCUUCGCGUGUUUGCUGCUCAAAGGAAACGUGAAGCUCUUGGUCGAGGACAUGCGAGUCAAGUAGAACGACCUCACGGUAACGAUUGUCGUGAAUGCGGCAGGCCAAUAACCGCAGGAGAAAUGGCGAUAGGUGCCAGCAGAGCUGGACCCACGGCACUUUGGCACCCAGCAUGUUUUAUUUGCUGUAUUUGCAAGCAGCUCUUGGUUGAUCUCAUUUACUUCUGGCGUGAAGGCAGACUUUACUGUGGAAGACAUCACGCAGAAACUUUAAAACCAAGAUGCUGUGCUUGUGAUGAAAUUAUUCUAGCAGAUGAAUGUACUGAGGCUGAAGGCAGAGCUUGGCAUAUGAGGCACUUUGCGUGUCUCGAAUGUGAUCGACAGCUCGGCGGUCAACGUUAUGUUAUGCGUGAAGGUCGGCCCUACUGUCUUCACUGUUUUGACGCCUCUUUUGCCGAGUAUUGUGACAGCUGUGGUGAGCCGAUCGGUGUAGAUCAGGGUCAGAUGUCACAUGAAGGCCAACACUGGCACGCUACUGAAGCCUGCUUUUGUUGCGCUACUUGCCGAACUUCGCUUCUCGGUCGACCUUUUUUACCACGAAGAGGCGCAAUUUAUUGCAGUAUUGCCUGUAGCAAAGGUGAGCCACCGACGACACCCAGUGAUUCGUCUGCUGGGCCUCCACUUGCGCCACCGCCGCCCUCUUCAUUUCCAAAACAAAACAGGAAACCGCCGCCUCCAACACCAAGUGAAGGAUCUUCUAGCCCGCCAUUAUCAACUACAAGGCAUCACACUAUUGCAUAUACUUCCGGUUCGGCUAGAAAUUCUCCUAGAGUUUCAAGAAAACACUACCAAGGCUCUACAUCACUUGCAACAACUCCUACACAAAUUUCUUGCCUAGAUUUCCCAUGUGAAAGCCUACCAAAUGCUGGAUCACGAUCUGGCGGCUUGGAUCGAGUAAUUUUAGAACGCAAUCUCGAGAGGCUUUUGCAGGAGCGCAAUACACAUACGGAAGAAACGAACCCAAGUGAACUUGGAAGGCUAAUGCAGGCAAGAGAUCGUGAACCUCUACGCUGUGUACAAAACUCAACGCCGACUCAUGCAUCGAGUAUGCCAGAGUUACCUCCACCCCCUCAUUUACUACCACAUUCGACGACAGUAUCACCGCAAACGCCUCCGCCUCCGUCGCCACCGCCUCUCCCUCAUUUAAUACCAAACGUACCGACUGACACGACGGACCUCUGUGGUAAUCCAGCUCCAAUAACAGAUCCACCUACGCCAACAUCCAGGCGAGUUAGAUUUGAAGGAGACGAAGCGCAAGGAACUUCAUCUACGAUGCCACUGGCGAGUGCCUGCUCAUCUUCGCCGUCCAAACCCAAUGUUCCGCGGUCGCGGAGUUUGCAGCCUGAACAAGUAGCCAGCACAUCUUGGGAAAAUGUUGGCCGAAUUACAAGACAUGAUGAUGAAGAAAGUUGUUGUUCGACAUGUAGCUCAUCUAGUAGUUCUGACGAAGCAACGGCGUACGCAUUGCCACCUAGAAGAGCCUAUGGGGGUGUUAGAAUAUCUUACGUACCCAAUGAUGCAGUUGCAUGUGCAAAGAGACGCGGCCAAACUCUGUCACAAUCUCAAAAGGAAGCUGACAAAUGUAUUUUAUCCUGAUUACUGUUAAUUUUAUUAUUAUAUUUUAUUAAAAUUAAUAAUAAUGAUCAAAUUAAUUGUUUACUAUUUGAAUAUAAAUACAGUCGAAUUCCAUUGACUCGGACAGUUAGUCUCAGGCAUCUUAUUUUACAUCCCUGCAACUUUUGAAUAGGAGGUUUUGAAAAAAAAAUGGUCGAUUUUUUUGAAUCAGUCUAAUGCGCACACAGAAAAAAAUUAUCGACUGAGUACUUAUUUUUGAUUCAAGAAAAUUUUUUGAAAACCUCACCUGAUAGCCACCUUAACCACAAGUUAAUUUCAAGAUACUGCUGUAUUCUGAAGGCAAUUUAAAGGAAAGUAUUGGAGAACAAGCAGUUACCUUUAAGUCGACAGUAAAUUGUCUGUAACUUGAAUUCAAAAUUUGGCUACAAGUGUUACUGUCAGAGAAUGACGUCAAGUUGGUUGAAAGUUUCACUUCAAAUUGACGGCAAGUUCUUCUGUCAAAUUACAUUCAGAUGACGGCAGUAGAUUUGUAUCAACUUGCAAGCAAGUAUGAUCCAGCCGAGGCUUGCCAGAAACUUGUCGUUAAGUUAGCCGUAGAUGUUUCACAGCAGAACUUGCUGAGCAAUUAUCUUUAAAGUGUCGCUAUCAGAGUCGAUUUUCUCGGAUAAAGUAGAAAUCUCUUCUGAUCAAAACGAAUUUUCUUCAAUCGAAAGAAAUUUUCUUGGCUCAAGAAAUCUUGACUUUGCUCUCGAAAACGUUUGUCGUCCAAAACAUUUUCUUGACUCAAGAUAACUUUUUUUUCUUCAUAUAUAUAUGUACACAGACACAUACAAUUGUAUAGGAUCGGGUGGGAGUCAGCGUAGCGCGUGUGGGGGUCAAGAUUGAGGGAAAAUUCCGAGUUAAUGGAAUCCGACUUAAUGGACUUCGACUGUACAUAAAAAAAAAAUUAUUUAAUUGAUUAUUGCAUAUCAUUAAAAAUAAUUAUGUAAUUGUAUUAUUUGCUUUUCAUAAGCUUUUGUAUAUAAAUAUAGCAUUUUAUUUCUUCUAUACUUUUAAUAUUAAGAAGAUAAUUUUAAAUAGUUUAUUUUAGUGUUAAAAUCAUAUUGAUUUUUUUGUAAAUAUAAAUGGUGAAUACAUUUACAUUAAUAAUGUAUUAAAAAAAAUUUCCUACUACUUAUAUAUCAAUAGAUUUUUUUAUUUAUUUUAUUACCUAAUUUGCUA
Molecule: messenger RNA, 4783 nt
Organism: Microplitis mediator
Lineage: Eukaryota; Metazoa; Arthropoda; Insecta; Hymenoptera; Braconidae
Product: protein prickle-like
Exons: 7
Coding region: 965-3583 (872 amino acids)
Molecular function (GO): zinc ion binding
Source: RefSeq, a predicted model, not a curated record